GCGCUCCCGGGCGCCGCGGCGUCGGCCGCGCCCGCUGUGUCGCCUACGCGCCGGCCACGGCCGGCGCUGAGGCUGCCGGCGCCGUCGACGACGAGCCCGGACGCGAGGCCCGCCUCCGUGUUCCACCUCCUGGAGGAGCGGGGCUGCGUCCUCGGCCGCCUCCUGCGGGGCGGCAGCGGCGGCGCCCAGCUCCGCAGGCUGGAGGUGGGCGGCCAGAGCCAGCUCGUCAAGUGCGGGCUGAACGGCGAGGCCGCCGUGCGCUUGGAGGCGGAGUACAAGGUGCUCCAGAAGCUCCGAGGCCACGCCAACAUAGUGCAAGCCUACGAUUG
Molecule: messenger RNA, 329 nt
Organism: Prorocentrum cordatum
Lineage: Eukaryota; Dinophyceae; Prorocentrales; Prorocentraceae
Source: the annotation of a GenBank genome assembly